This is a messenger RNA of Mollisia scopiformis, 2171 nucleotides long. Its product is annotated as cytosine-5--methyltransferase NCL1. The transcript has a single exon. NCBI's taxonomy places the organism in Eukaryota, Fungi, Ascomycota, Leotiomycetes, Helotiales, Mollisiaceae. Gene Ontology annotation, cellular component: nucleolus. Bases 72 to 2132 code for a protein of 686 amino acids. Gene Ontology annotation, biological process: maturation of LSU-rRNA; rRNA base methylation. Gene Ontology annotation, molecular function: rRNA (cytosine-C5-)-methyltransferase activity; RNA binding. The record is from RefSeq and is a predicted model, not a curated record.
UCAAUAUCCUCGAAUUAUCUGCCAACACCCCUCAUUUACCUUCUCAAUUCUCGAUUGGAACUUCAGACAAGAUGGGAGUCGGUCGAAAAUUAGGCAAGAAGCAGGGCAUGCCCGAGCCGCUCGAUGAAGCGCACUUUACGAAUUUGAAGAGAAAAGCUGGGAUGAGCGUUGCGGAAUCGAGAGCAGAGAGCCAGCAGUAUUUGAAGAAGAGAAAAACGAAUGGCUCUGGGUCAAAACAUAAGAAGGAGAUUGGCAAGAAGAGUUCAGUCAAUGGAAAGGAAAAUGGGAAAAAGGCGUCCGCGAACGGGAAAGAAAAGAAGAAGCCUUUCACAAAUGUCCUCCCACCAACACCUGUGAAGAAGAGUACAAAACCAGAGAAGGUGCCACUACCGGACUCCGACGAGGAUUUGGAUCUUGACUCGGGUGAAGAAGCAGGACUGCUGGGCGAUGAGUUCGAAUUAUCUGGCGACAGUGAGGAGGAGGGAAUUGCUGGUUUGCGCGACGACUUUUUGGAAUCCGGGAGUGAGGUUUAUGAUUCUGAUGAUGAUCAUCAACAUAAAGCUAUGUUCUCGGAAGAUGAGGACGAGUCUGAUGCGGAAGAGAAGCUCACUGCGGCGAACAUUGCUGGUUUGACGAGAAAAUUGGAUGAGCAGAUGGCAGAGGAAGCAGCAGAUGCACAGGCAGAAUUGGAAGAGGCCGCUUUACAAACGAACAUUGCUGGUGACCGGCCACAUAUCCUGGAAGACUCGGACGAAGAAGGAGACGGCAUCAAGACGAAUGCAUUGUUAGCACCAGACUUACAGCUCCUGCGAACGAGAAUCAACGAUACGGUACGAGUCCUCGACGACUUCGCCAAUCUCGGAGAGGAAGAGCGAUCAAGAGCAGAAUAUACAGCACAAUUGAUCAAGGACAUAUGUGCAUACUACGGCUAUUCACAAUACUUGGCCGAAAAGCUGUUUAACCUCUUCCCACCGAAGGAAGCUUUUGCUUUUUUCGAAGCAAACGAAACGCACCGCCCCGUCGUCAUCCGCACCAACACCCUUCGCACCCAUCGUCGAGACCUGGCACAAUCCCUCAUCAACCGUGGUGUGACUCUCGAACCAGUAGGAAAAUGGUCAAAGAUUGGUCUGCAAAUCUUCGAAUCUGCAGUUCCUCUCGGUGCUACUCCCGAAUACCUGGCCGGACACUACAUCCUCCAAGCAGCAUCUUCUUUUCUCCCCGUUAUGGCUUUGGCACCACAAGAGAAUGAACGAGUUCUCGAUAUGGCAGCUGCUCCUGGUGGAAAGACAACACACAUUGCUGCGUUGAUGAAGAACACUGGCUGCAUCUUCGCCAAUGAUAGCAACAAAUCUCGUGCCAAGGGUCUGAUUGGUAACAUUCAUCGUUUAGGUGCCAAGAACGUUAUUGUAUGCAAUUACGACGCGCGAGAAUUCCCCAAGGUCAUUGGAGGAUUUGACCGAGUGCUGCUUGAUGCUCCUUGUUCAGGGACAGGAGUCAUUGCCAAGGAUCCCAGCGUGAAGACGAAUAAGACGGAGAAGGAUUUCCUCAUGCUCCCACAUCUGCAGAAGCAAUUACUACUGUCGGCUAUCGAUUCCGUUGAUUAUGCCAGCAAGACUGGUGGGUAUAUUGUUUACUCUACUUGUUCAGUCACAGUGGAGGAGAAUGAGCAAGUUGUGCAAUAUGCAUUGAACAAGAGACCAAAUGUCAAGCUAGUAGAGACAGGGCUGGUGUUUGGUAAGGAAGGCUUCACUGCAUACAUGGGCAAGUCAUUCAGUCCAAGCAUGAAGAUGACAAGACGGUACUACCCCCACGCCUACAACGUGGAUGGAUUUUUCGUCUCGAAGUUCAAGAAGUCUGGUCCAUCACCAAAGGGCUCUACUGGCGGAAUGAACCUUUCUCUAAAGAAAGCAGAAGACGACGAGAUGGACGUCGACAGAGAGCCCGUUCCGGAGACAGAAGAAGAAGAGGCGGAGGAAGUGGCAUUUGGCGGAUGGGAUGAAGAGGAAGAUGAGGCGUAUAUCGAGAGAGCGAAGCGGAACAAGUUGAAGCGGAGGGGUAUCAAUCCCAAGGCGGGUGUGAAGAGUAAAAGUGACGGCGUCAAGGGGAACGGGAAUAAAAGUAAAGAUACCUAGGUAGUGAGUAAUGAAGAUUUCUGCGUCUCAUGGUAGCAC